Messenger RNA from Alternaria rosae, 1122 nucleotides. Its product is annotated as Sec1-binding region of Mso1-domain-containing protein. Lineage: Eukaryota; Fungi; Ascomycota; Dothideomycetes; Pleosporales; Pleosporaceae. The transcript has a single exon. The coding region runs from base 122 to 970 and encodes 282 amino acids. The record is from RefSeq and is a predicted model, not a curated record.
CAGCGACCCGGCCGCGACCCGACUGCCUCGCACCACUAAUCACCAACACCGACACGACCGCAUAAAGUGCCCACCACGCGCAUCGGCCGCCGACAGCCUUGAACGGCAAUCGCACGCAAUCAUGUCGUCCUACCUAAACAACCUCCUUACGAACACGACUUCGCGCUACAACAAUCUGCGACGACAGAUCCUCUCAGACGAAGCAGACGGCGACACAGAGGACGACUCGCAUCUUUCCAGAGUUCUUCGCGCAUACUACACAGAGAAAGGAAGGCCGUUUCCUCAAUGGCUUCCACCCGACCCAAAGGCGCCCCAGCCUGCGCCCGCCCAAUUCGUGUCUUCGCGACAACAGGCACAAGCACAAACAGCAGGCCGAGGAGGAGGCUUGAGCGACCUGUGGGAUAAUCCCGCGCCUCAACAACCACCGCAAGAACCUCAGUCACUUCGCAGAGGGCCAGGAGCACGGGGCGGUGGAGCGCGUCCCAUGCAAGGCCGGCCCAUGGGCAACUCGUUGACACCAGAGCCUCAAAUACAGGGCAGGCCACUACCUAGCCAACGAGCAGGGAGCUACCAGAGCUCGUUGGGAGGACGUCCGCAGGCGGAAGCUUCACCACCACCGAGCGCAGGUACAGGGUCGGGCACAUCAGCACAAGAAAGGCUCAAGGCCAGGUUAUGGGGACGGUCACAAAGCCCAGCACCUCGUGGACUCUCUUCGGAAUCUGCCAAUUCGCAAUCAUCCCCGCAAGGUGGACGGGCACCCUACCCUGAGGAUCGAAGUAACAGCUACGGAAGCAGUGGCAGCGGCGGGAGACAGCAGGGCUCAUUUGGCAUGUCAUCGAACUCCCCAUGGAGCGGGAACGAUGAUCCGUAUGCGCCACAGGGAGGAGGAUAUGGCGGCGGCGCACCUCCACCACAACGCGGACCGCAGGGUGGACGUAUGGGCCUGCCAAGCGGACCACGCAUGCGUUGAGCAUGAUCUUCAUGUAUGCAGCACGGCGUAACGGAGUUGGAUUUCUGUCGUCACUGGGUGGGCAAGUAUGGGGUUUGUAGACCUGGACCACAUAGACGAAUACCUAAUCAAUACAUUCAGCUCAUAAUCACUUUGAAAGCAGAAUUUCGUUC